GAUUUCGUGCAGUUGCCUGUGACAGCUCCUGUUGAGUAAACUGAGACGGGAACAUCUUGUAUCGCCUGUUGUACCUGUACCUGCCACCAUGAGAAGUUGCAUAAGAUCUCUUUGGAUCCCUGUGUAGUUGAUUCAUGUUUCCAAACUCUUUCUUGGAACCUUCACAAGCAACCAAAAUGAAGUUGAAGCAUAACAUCAACCCUGUUCUUUUACAGUUGAUAAACUUUAUAAUUUUGAUGUACACCCUUGUAACAUACAUUCCAUGGUACAUACUUUCGGGAUCAAAGCAGGCUAUAGAAAAAGCCAAGCAGGUUAAAGCCAGACCUGUGAAUAACAAGGCUGGGGGUGCUUACAGAUCUGUUAACAGCCUACAUUGCUUAGCUUCAGUUUUAUAUCCUGGGUGUGAUACACUUGACAAAGUUUUUAAAUAUGCGAAGGCUAAAUUUAAGGACAAAAAACUCUUGGGAACACGUGAAAUCCUGAAAGAGGAAGACGAAAUCCAGCCAUCGGGAAAAGUUUUUAAAAAGGUCAUCCUUGGCAAGUACACCUGGCUUUCUUAUGAAGAUGUAUACAUUAAAGCUGUUAAUUUUGGAAAUGGCUUAGCAGUGUUGGGUCAGCAGCCAAAGACUAACAUCGCUAUCUUCUGUGAGACCAGAGCUGAGUGGAUGAUUGCAGCACAGGCCUGCUUUAUGUGCAACUACCAGCUUGUCACUCUGUACGCCACCCUGGGGGGCCCGGCAAUAGUACAUGGGCUGAAUGAAACGGAGGUGACCACCAUCAUCACCAGUAAAGAAUUGAUGCAAACAAAAUUGAAGGAAAUUGUGUCUCAAGUUCCACUGCUACGACACAUUAUAACAGUGGAUGGCAAACCAACAAUGUGGUCAGAGUUUCCCAAGGGUGUCAUUGUUCACACGAUGGCAUCUGUGCAAGCCAUGGGGGCCAAGGCAGAUGCUGGACACAAACAGCCGUCCAGGCCUGUGCCCUCGGAUAUUGCAGUGAUCAUGUACACAAGUGGAUCCACAGGAAUUCCCAAAGGAGUCAUGAUCUCCCAUUGCAACAUAAUUGCUGGGAUAACUGGAAUGGCUGAGAGGAUUCCAAACCUGGGGGAAAAAGACAUCUAUAUUGGCUACUUGCCUCUUGCCCAUGUUCUGGAGCUGAGUGCUGAACUCGUGUGUCUGUCUCAUGGGUGCCGCAUCGGUUACUCCUCACCUCAGACAUUGGCUGACCAGUCCUCUAAAAUAAAGAAAGGAAGCAAAGGUGAUGUUACUACACUUAAGCCAACCCUAAUGGCAGCUGUCCCGGAAAUUAUGGAUCGGAUCUACAAAAAUGUCAUGAAUAAAGUGAAUGAAAUGACGAGUUUCCAGCGGAAUCUAUUUAUAUUGGCUUACAAUUACAAAAUGGAACAGAUUUCCAAAGGUUACACUACCCCACUCUGCGACAGCCUUAUCUUCCGGAAAGUCCGAAUGCUGCUAGGUGGGAAAAUCCGCAUCCUGCUUUGUGGAGGAGCUCCCCUCUCAGCAGCAACUCAGAGGUUCAUGAACAUCUGUUUCUGCUGCCCUGUGGGACAGGGGUACGGGCUGACGGAAUCGGCCGGAGCCGGAACAAUCACGGAAGUUUGGGACUACACUACAGGAAGAGUGGGAGCACCUUUGGUCUGUUGUGAAAUAAAGUUAAUGAACUGGGAAGAAGGUGGCUAUUACAACACUGACAAACCAUAUCCUAGAGGUGAGAUCCUUAUUGGAGGGCAGAAUGUGACUGCAGGCUACUACAAAAAUGAAGCACGAACCAAAAAAGAUUUCACUGUUGAUGAGAAUGGGCAGAGGUGGCUCCAUACUGGAGACAUUGGAGAGUUUCAUCAUGAUGGGUGUCUAAAAAUUAUUGUUGUCACUCUGUACGCCACCCUGGGGGGCCCGGCAAUAGUACAUGGGCUGAAUGAAACGGAGGUGACCACCAUCAUCACCAGUAAAGAAUUGAUGCAAACAAAACUGAAGGAAAUUGUGUCUCAAGUUCCCCUGCUACGACACAUUAUAACAGUGGAUGGCAAACCAACAAUGUGGUCAGAGUUUCCCAAGGGUGUCAUCGUUCACACGAUGGCAUCUGUGCAAGCCAUGGGGGCCAAGGCAGAUGCUGGACACAAACAGCCAUCCAGGCCUGUGCCCUCGGAUAUCGCAGUGAUCAUGUACACAAGUGGAUCCACAGGAAUUCCCAAAGGAGUCAUGAUCUCCCAUUGCAACAUAAUUGCUGGGAUAACUGGAAUGGCUGAGAGGAUUCCAAACCUGGGGGAAAAAGACAUCUAUAUUGGCUACUUGCCUCUUGCCCAUGUUCUGGAGCUGAGUGCUGAACUCGUGUGUCUGUCUCAUGGGUGCCGCAUCGGUUACUCCUCACCUCAGACAUUGGCUGACCAGUCCUCUAAAAUAAAGAAAGGAAGCAAAGGUGAUGUUACUACACUUAAGCCAACCCUAAUGGCAGCUGUCCCGGAAAUUAUGGAUCGGAUCUACAAAAAUGUCAUGAAUAAAGUGAAUGAAAUGACGAGUUUCCAGCGGAAUCUAUUUAUAUUGGCUUACAAUUACAAAAUGGAACAGAUUUCCAAAGGUUACACUACCCCACUCUGCGACAGCCUUAUCUUCCGGAAAGUCCGAAUGCUGCUAGGUGGGAAAAUCCGCAUCCUGCUUUGUGGAGGAGCUCCCCUCUCAGCAGCAACUCAAAGGUUCAUGAACAUCUGUUUCUGCUGCCCUGUGGGACAGGGCUACGGGCUGACGGAAUCGGCCGGAGCCGGAACAAUCACGGAAGUUUGGGACUACACUACAGGAAGAGUGGGAGCACCUUUGGUCUGUUGUGAAAUAAAGUUAAUGAACUGGGAAGAAGGUGGCUAUUACAACACUGACAAACCAUAUCCUAGAGGUGAGAUCCUUAUUGGAGGGCAGAAUGUGACUGCAGGCUACUACAAAAAUGAAGCACGAACCAAAAAAGAUUUCACUGUUGAUGAGAAUGGGCAGAGGUGGCUCCAUACUGGAGACAUUGGAGAGUUUCAUCAUGAUGGGUGUCUAAAAAUUAUUGAUCGCAAAAAAGAUCUUGUAAAACUGCAGGCAGGAGAAUAUGUUUCUCUUGGCAAAGUAGAAGCAGCUCUGAAGAAUCUCCCACUGGUAGAUAAUAUUUGUGUCUAUGCAAGCAGUUUCCAUUCUUAUGUCAUUGGAUUUGUUGUGCCAAAUCAAAAGGAGCUCGCAGAACUAGCUCGAAAAAAAGGAUUUAAAGGAACCUGGGAAGAGAUCUGUAACAGUCCUGAGAUGGAAAAAGAGGUACUGAAGGUGCUAGCUGAGGCUGCCAUGGCAGCUAAUCUGGAGAAGUUUGAAAUACCAGUGAAGAUUCGUUUGAGCCCUGAUCCUUGGACCCCAGAGACUGGUCUGGUGACAGAUGCGUUCAAGCUCAAACGCAAAGAGCUCACAGCGUAUUAUCAAAUGGACAUUGAUCGAAUGUAUGGAAAAAAUGUAAAAUAAUUCUCCUCUGCACCACUUUGCUACGAUGAGCUUGGAUCAAAUAGGAAAUACUUGAAUUGCCUGUCUCAACUCAGCACUUGAGAUCAACACAUGAAACCACCAUUCCUCAUUUCCAGCUUAAACUGUUAUUUCUGAUGACAUCACUAUGAUGACUGGCAAGUUUAGUAAAUUGUUACGGCAGCAAACUUGUGUCUGUCUCCUUUUUUUCCAGUUUUCUCUGCUACCUUGUCAGACUGUGGAUUUUCCCAGGUCUUUUUGGGAAACCAUGAUUCUGAAGCCUCAAAUUUUUAAACAUUUAUAAAUCCUGUAUAAUGUUUUAUUUGUAUCUUUAAAAUUUGGAUGUAUAUAGAGAGAACUUGGCUAUAUAAGAAAUGGUUAUACUGGGGGCCUUUUUUUACCUAAUUAUUUAAAGAUAAGGUAUUGAUGUUGUGACAUUAUGUACAUUGAAAAUGCUUGUAACAAGAUAAUUGUUGAACAGAGAACCAGGUUAUUUGCUGCUGUGCUAUUUUUCUGUGUAAAUCUGAGGGAGAACAUGUUUGACAUUCCAGCUUGUGUAAUACACCUUCAAUAUGUGCCUAAUGGUUACUUUUAUUUUUAUCUGAAGAUGGAAAGAUGGUCAUGGCACAACUCUGCAUCAAGGCAGGUGUUAGUUAAAGCUUGUUAAUACAGAAAUUGCUAUUAACACAGCAGAUGUUAAACCUAAGAAUAAUCUCUCAGAUACAUUAAGAAACUCCUUUCUUAAACAGCUCAUGACCAUUUCAUCCAGAGCUGAGUUGUGUAGUGCUAGUAUGAACUCUCAGCGUUAUUUUCACUUAACUUUACAGUUUGGACAGUGUCCUUUUAGCAGAGGGACUCUAACAACUUUUAGGUUUGAACAUUACACUGGGUUUGCUCUUUAUUUGUUUGUGAAAGUCUGGCAAGACCCCUGCUCUGCCCUAGCUGCAACCCAAACCUUCCGGGGGGGGAUUUUUAAAGUCAUAAUGACAGUUAUGUUCUCAGCUCACACAGUGCCUAGCUGCCCUUUGUGCCAUUAAAAAUCUCCCUUUGAUGCUGUAUUCUUUUGUUUAGCACUUUUUGCUUUAAAAACAGGUAUUUGAAGCAUUCGUCAGCCAGAGUUAUGUUGCUUGGUUUGUUACACCAAAUUCUUAUUUUGGGAAGGAGCCUCAAUUUUUGUUUCACUAGAGAUAUAUGGAUAUUGUGUGAAGAAAUAUGUGGGAACUUUUCUUCAAUGAGAGUGUUAAGAUUUAUUUCAGGUGUGAAUUUUAUUUUCAAAAUAUUUCUGGAAAGCAUAUUCACGGUUACAUGAGAAUGUGAAAAGGCAUACAUCAGUCAACCUUGUGAUGGAGCAAAUAUUAAAAUGGCUUUAAUUUGGAGAUUACUUUCAUGCGUAUCCUUUACUUGUAGUACUAAAAAUCAGGGUCCUGAUGCUCACUUAAUCCCCUGCUAUAGUAGCACAUAGCAAUGCUGAAGGGCAGAAGCUUUGUUUGGGGGAAGGAGUUGCUGCUGUUAGUGUUUGUGACAUGGAGUUUUGGGAGCUAUUGGAUGUGCAAAUUCUCAUCUAAAAAAACCCUCUGAGAUAUUUUUUAAAUUAACACUUUCCAAUGAUUGUAGAAAGCAGUUUCCUAGGAGUUGAAAGUUAUCAAGCAGGUUCCCUGUACUUCAGUUUUGAUGAAAUGAUAAGGUAGUUUCUGCUAUUCAUGGAUUUCCCCUGCUGCUGUCCAUGAAAAAGUGUUAACAUUUGGUGAAUCUUGGCGUAAGUAAUCAAAUGGAUAGAUAAGCAUCAAAAAGAAAUUGGAACUGUAUUUAUGAGAUUACUGCCUUCAGAUAUCUUGGUCAUAAAUGAAAUGUUGAGAAAUGACUGAAGAAUCCGACUGUGGGAAAAUUGCCAAGGCUGUAGGGAAGUGUCACACCAUUUAUUACACAUUGCUAAUAUUAAAUAUGUAUCUGUUCUCCAUCUUAAAUUCUUAAAUAGUUCACGCUCAGCACAAACUGUACAUUGUUCAAAUGUUUUUUGUGAUUUUUUUUCUAGUGAAAAUUAAUAAAUUGCUGAAGUAUUAUGUAUAUCACUUGGUGCAUUGUGCAGCAGAUGUGAGAAAACAAAUCUGCUUUGGUUAAAGAAAUCUGAAGUUAGUAUUUUGUUCUGCUAAGGGUUUAAAUCCAUUUUGGAAAAAUUGCAUAAAUGAAACUUUUUAAAUUGUUUGGAAAUAGUAGUUUUAAUUUUUCUUCUAAUCCAGUCACAAGAUGGGGUUGCAGUCUAACUAUGCAUUUGAUUUUAUAGUUCAGGUCUGUUUAUGUUUAAAAUGGAUGUGAUAUAUAUAGUUCCUCCUUUAUUAAACAUCAGAUUCAUCGUGGACAUUUAUUUCUUCAACAGAAUGUGAAACUAAAGCAGUUCAUUAAGACUAGUCUCAAUGUUGGAGAUAGAAAGACUUUUAAAAAUACUUGUGAUGAGUAUGUUUUUGCUUUUGGUUUAUAACACAAGACAGAUUCCAAUACUGCUAGAAUGAAUACUUCCAUGUCCCAUUGAGGCUGCCUGUCCCGUGGGUGCCCUCACUUCCUGGGAAGUGACUGGGGCUGGGAAGGGCUGGUAAAUCAGGUUGCAGUUCAGGCGUGGGGCUUCCUUGCUCUGGUGGCCCUGGUUUCUGUAGGCUGCCAAGCCUGCCAGGUACUUCUGGCUGCCACCACGUGCUCUCACAUUGCUGAGCAGAAGGACAACUGUAGAGGAAUUUGUUGAAACCCUGCAGAGAUGCAGUGCUUGCCAGCUGGGAAUUUACCUAGGCUCUCUCCCUAUUUUUUUUUUCCUGGUGUGUCUUCCCAUGCCCAGUGUAACAGGAACAAAAGUACCUGCUGGAAUGUGCUGCACGUGUCCCCAGGGCUGCCAACAGCUGUACAGUAACUUAGAGUAGUGCAUGGUUGGGAGUAAUGGUCACGUGGGGAAUUUCGUAAUGGAAAGAGCUGUAACUUUUAUACAAUCUGAGUUCAAAGUAAGAACAAGGGGCAUAUACCUCACCUGAAGGGCCCCCCAAAAGAGGGGGAUUUUUAACAAAACUUUUGUAAAUACAAGCUUCCCAGGACUUUGAAUCAUUGGAAUUGUUACUACUUACUCUGUUAUGAAAAUUUACGUAAUAUCGUUAUUAAAAUGAUUGACUAAGAAAUUCCAAGGAUCCUGUGAAUCUCCUUUAAAUUUCCACAAUUACUUAAAAAAAUUUCAGGACUUUAGGAUAAAUUCACUUUAGAUCUCAUAAGUGUUCUUUGCAGAGGAUAGUGUUUCUGGGGUAGGUAGGAAAUUAAAAAGUUAUGUGUCAGAGAAGACAGUGCAAGUUCGCUGCUGCUGCAGGUCACACAGAGGCAGGGGCACACCUCCAUGGGAGCUGUGGCUGAGCAGUAAAAGAUUGUGCUGAAAUGAAAGCAAAAAGCAACAUGCAACUGGAGCUAAGGACAUAAUGCAUACCUACAUCCCCUGGUUUAUAGACAGGAUGCAGAGAAGAGUAUGGAAUCAAAACCAUACAUUAAGAACACCUUGUAAAACUCAUAAGUUUGUGCAGAAAUUGCUGUAGGACAUAAAACUCCUUUGCAAUAACCUUUGUUCUGCUAAAAUUCAGACUUUUUAUUCUGUACUAAAAUUACAUUUAGGCAGUGCAAUGCAGCAUUUUUAAUUUCUAUUAAUGUGAUGUAUUAACUACUUUGGACUCAGUAUAAAAUUGUGUACAUCUGUUUCUUUACUGGCAGGAGGAACAAUCUUCAACUUGUGUACACCUUGGACCAGGCUGAAAUGUUAAUUAAAUGACCAGUUGUAUAUUAUUGUAAUGGGUUAUUUAAUGUAAACUCAUUUUCAAUGUGAUCUUGGUUGUUACUAUGAACUGCCUGAACGUUGUAUAUCCUAAUUGAGUUAUAUUGUAUGAAUUAUUUAUUUGUAAUUGGAUAUCAUGUUUCAAAAAUAAAAUUAAUUUCACAAAUCUGGACCCAUA
Molecule: messenger RNA, 7459 nt
Organism: Manacus vitellinus (golden-collared manakin)
Lineage: Eukaryota; Metazoa; Chordata; Aves; Passeriformes; Pipridae
Gene: ACSL3
Product: acyl-CoA synthetase long chain family member 3
Exons: 24
Coding region: 135-3494 (1119 amino acids)
Biological process (GO): long-chain fatty acid metabolic process; long-chain fatty-acyl-CoA metabolic process; neuron differentiation
Cellular component (GO): plasma membrane; lipid droplet; endoplasmic reticulum
Molecular function (GO): long-chain fatty acid-CoA ligase activity
Source: RefSeq, a predicted model, not a curated record